Molecule: messenger RNA, 1777 nt
Organism: Aegilops tauschii subsp. strangulata
Lineage: Eukaryota; Viridiplantae; Streptophyta; Magnoliopsida; Poales; Poaceae
Product: probable acyl-[acyl-carrier-protein]--UDP-N-acetylglucosamine O-acyltransferase, mitochondrial
Biological process (GO): lipid biosynthetic process
Molecular function (GO): acyl-[acyl-carrier-protein]-UDP-N-acetylglucosamine O-acyltransferase activity
Source: RefSeq, a predicted model, not a curated record
AGAUCGGCUGGUGUCGCCGAAGCGCAGGCCGCGGGACUGCCGCGUGUGUCUUGGCAGCGGGCGUGCGGCUGCGGCUGUACCGCUGGAAUGCUGAUGCUGAUAGACGCACACAGGCAGCAUCGGAGCAGCGGGUACCCGUAACCCUGGCUGACCUCAUUCACAGCGGUCCGCCUCCCCCUUCCCCCCUCCAUGGCCGCCGCCACCGCCGCCUCUCGAACCGCCGGCCUCCUCCUUUCUCCCCGUCUCCUCAUCGCCUCGCGCCAUCUCCAAGCAAGUGCCUCGGAGGGAUCGGCGAGGGAUGCGUCCACGAGCUUCAUCCACCCUGCCGCCGUCGUCCACCCCGACGCCGCCAUCGGCCAGGGUGUCUCAAUAGGCCCAUUUUGCACCGUGGGGGCUUCAGCGAGGAUUGGUGAUUCUUGUCGGUUACACACAGGGAGUCAUGUCACGGGACACACCGAGCUAGGAGAAGGAUGUGUUGUUCACACUGGUGCUAUUCUUGGUGCAGAUCUACCUGGACGAACAAUUAUUGGGGAAAACAAUGUAAUUGGGAACUAUGCUGUGGUUGGUGUUAAGUGUCAAGAUCUCAAAUAUAAGCCAGGAGAUGAAUGUUUUCUACGCAUUGGUAACAACAAUGAGAUCAGAGAGUACUGCUCUAUUCAUCGAUCUUCUAAAUCUUGUGACUGCACGGUUAUUGGUGACAAUAAUCUCAUAAUGGGGUCCUGCCAUGUAGCACAUGACUGCAAGAUUGGUAGCAAUAACAUCUUUGCUAAUAAUACUCUAUUUGGUGGCCAUGUUAUUGUUGAAGACUGCACUCAUACUGCUGGGGCUGUCGUUGUCCAUCAAUUUUGUCACAUUGGAUCAUUCUCAUUUCUAGGCGGAGGCUCUGUGGUUGCACAAGAUGUUCCAAGAUACACGAUGGUUGCAGGUGAUAGAGCAGAGCUUCGUGGUCUAAAUCUUGAAGGUCUCAGGCGCAACGGUUUCUCAGACCAAGAGGUACGGAGCCUAAGGAAAGCAUAUAGGAAAGUAUUUAUGCCAGCUAGUAGUUCCCAGAGUAACUUUGAAGACCGACUCGCUGAACUGGAACGGGAAAUUGAGCUAUUGGAAUCUCCCUCUGUAUCCUAUAUGGUGGAAUCUAUUCGCACCUCAUUUGACCAAGGACGUCGUGGAAUUUGCAAAUUCAGAAGUUGGAACAUCUCAUAAGUUUGAGAUAUGCCAAAUCCCUAUUAAGAAGAGACAAUUCACAGUGAGCAUAUUGAAAAUGCCUCAGGACUGUGACUGCUUUCAGGAUGCUGCUGCCCCAGAAGUUGUUUUGUGCAUCAAUAUAUUUCUGGGAUCUAUAUUUGGUGGCUACCAUAUUGAUUUUAGUUUGUUAUUUCUGUGCCAAUGUUGAUUUUAUUAUCUGCUUUACUGUAAGACCUAAAUUGUGUUUUUUAUUUCAUUUUCUGUUUACAGACAGCCCACCCCACUCUAUGGAAUGUUCAGUUUCAAUUCUCGUUCUUCCAUUCCCGAUGCAUGGAUACACCAUACAGACAGCGAGUGACCGGGUGCCAGUCAAUCCAGAUGAAACCCGGGUUGUAGACAAGAUGAUUGCCGCACCGAUUAUAGGGAGAUAGCACUAGUUUUCUUGCCUCUUGGAUGUACAAUACUUGUAUUAUAGCUCAUAGUUGUACACAACAACUCGACAUGGGCACAUGGCCGAUUUUGUUCAGAUCUGAGGCUCUAAGCUGUAAGAUCCGGAUGACAUUAUAUUGUUGAGAGAUGCAGUCACUAUUUUGUA